Messenger RNA from Saccostrea cuccullata (small rock oyster), 1141 nucleotides. RefSeq lists its product as uncharacterized. The record is from RefSeq and is a predicted model, not a curated record. The transcript is spliced from 4 exons. The annotation marks the transcript as partial. Lineage: Eukaryota; Metazoa; Mollusca; Bivalvia; Ostreida; Ostreidae.
UUUGAAAGUCCUGUAAAUUAUUCAGUCUAUAACAAAAGUAUUCUUUUAUAUAAUAAUAUAAUUAUUUUCCUCACAGAAGAUUCCACAAAACCAACUACUGUAUCAUCUAGAAAAACAUCAAACACUUUCAAAAUUGUAAAAUUAGGAGAUUCUGGAGGCAAUGGGAAUGACGUCACGGAAGCCGUCUCAAGAGAAACCACUAAAACCACAACAAGAUUUCCGGUUCCGGUCGGUAAACCCGACGAUACGAUCGAAGACCACAUUAACAAUGGUGGAGAUGGAUCGCCAAACAGGGACCUUUUAGUGCCAAUAACAGUGGGAGGCGUCUCGUUUUUUGUGGCAGUUCUGGCACUGCUCCUGCUUAUCGCUAAAAGAAAACAUAUAAGAAACCGCCAAACUCGCAGUGUGCAAAGCUCUCCUGACCUAGAACAAAUUGAUGAGGUUGCAUCCACUACAACAUCCGUGGAAGUGAGAUAUGGCCGUUCUAAAUAUCACCCGAGUAACAUUCUCGUCCCAUCCGAAGAGAUCACUUAUACUGCCAUCGAUGCCGUGGAGACAAACACCAAUCACUCAGAUAGUUCGAGGUCGGGAAGUUUAGAUCACAUGGACACGACUUUAAGAAGAUUCUGCGAUGGCAAACGUUUAGCUAUGCAUUUUGAUGAGGAUGGCUACGGAAUCGUUGACGAUGAGAUUAAAGAUGGAUUUGACGAUAAAAGAUUUGACCUGAAGAGAACUCGCAAUGGCGACUACGACCACCUGAGUUCUUUUAAAAUAAAAUGGCGGAAAGCCGAUGAAGAAACAGACGCCUUGUAUGACCACUGUCAGGCAGAGGUAAUUCGGGAGAGUAAACAGGGAGUGGAGAUUGACGACACGUAUGAUCAUACAUCUACUGUGCUUAUAAACAAACUUAGAAAAAGUAACGACCAGUCUGCCUCAGCGUCUGAUAUUUACCAUGACUGUAUGUCUGAAAAAGUCACAAGCAUUUGAAUGGUGGGAUAAAAGUCAUUCUAACUGUGAUAAGAAAACAAAAUAUGCAGGGGUAUUUAAGACAUUAAUUGUGUACCAGAAAACCACUGCAUGAACUCUUCAAUGUACAUAUAACAGUCAACUUUUCAUUUUCAGUCACGGAUACCGUCCCGAU